This is a messenger RNA of Penicillium macrosclerotiorum, 888 nucleotides long. RefSeq lists its product as uncharacterized. The transcript has a single exon. Bases 1 to 888 code for a protein of 295 amino acids. The record is from RefSeq and is a predicted model, not a curated record. Lineage: Eukaryota; Fungi; Ascomycota; Eurotiomycetes; Eurotiales; Aspergillaceae.
AUGUCGCGACGAAAGGGAUACGAAGAAAUGAUGGCGGAAUUGAGAGUGAGAGACAGAGAGGAAUACCGUGCCCAGAUGGAGGAUAUUGCGAAAGGCCAGAAGAUAAAGGAUAUUGAAAUGGAGAUCAGAAAUGCCGAAUAUGAGAGGAAUUCCAGAUCGGCUAAUAGGCUAAAAAGAGAGCUGGCCAGUUUGAAGAACGACAGAGAUCAGCAACCGUCCUCGUCGCACCGCCGGAGAAGCUCCCGAGGGCCUCGAGACUCGUCACUACCAAGAGCCUCCGUCGACAACAGAGGACCGUAUGACCAUCGGUCUGGUGCCUCUGGAAAUGGUGGCCGAAGCCAUCAAUAUUCUCAACCCCAACGUUCUCCAACCCCUCCUCCGCCAAGGGUCAGAAGAACACGCAUUCGUACGUAUGCUGUGAAUCCUGACUCAGGCCACAACUAUCCGGCUUCUGGGCCACGACAAGGGGAAAGAGGGAACAUCAGAGUGGUACAUAGUGACGAGGAGAGUGAUUCGGAUUUAGAAGAGCGCAAGCGUCAGUGGAAAGCACAUCAGCAAACACUAAGAGAGGAGAGAGAAGAGCGAGAGAAAAUAGAACAGCGAGAGAGAGAACAGCGAGAGAGUGAACAGCUAGAGAGAGAAGAGCGACAGAAAAGGAGAGCUAGAGGGAAUGAGAGCAAAAAGCAAAUUUUAGCGGCCGAAUACCACCAACUUCUUGAGGAGAGGAACUCCUUCGCGGCGAGGUGGGAUAUACUAAGGGCCCAGGGACGGGGGGAUAGUAAAGAAGGUAAAUCUCUCCAAGCAGAGAUGAGGCGCCGCGACCCCCGUCUCAACUCCCUCGAGGAGGAACUCUUAAACUUGGGAGUACGUCCGGGGGAAGACAUUUAA